CUACAUUCUGUGAUUGUUACAGGGUGUGAGCCUGACAGAACCUACAUUUUACCUUCUAUUUUACCAACACCUCAGAUCUGCUUGCAGGAAUAAUGACAGGCCUGAAGGAGCUUUGUGGGGGAUUACCUCUCAACCCUAUUCCACCAAAUCAUGGCAGGGACCCUAACAUGCCUCAUGCACCUAUUCGUACGCCAAACCUUACUGCGGAUGAGAAACGGCUGGCUCUAAGCAACGCUCUCAGAUAUUUUCCUCCAACUCUACAUGCAACUCUGGCACCAGAAUUUGCCCAGGAGCUUAAACAGUAUGGGCACAUCUACAUGUACAGAUUCUGCCCUACAAUACGCAUGAGAGCAUAUCCUAUUGAUCAGUACCCCUGUAAAACACGACAUGCUGCAGCCAUCAUGCAUAUGAUCAUGAACAAUCUAGAUCCUGCUGUAGCUCAGUUUCCACAGGAACUCGUCACUUAUGGGGGAAAUGGACAAGUGUUCAGUAACUGGGCCCAGUUUUGGCUGGUAUUUCAUUACUUAAGCACUAUGACUGAAGAGCAGACUUUGGUGAUGUACAGUGGUCAUCCUCUUGGUCUGUUUCCCAGUCUGCCCUCCUCUCCACGCUGUGUCAUCACUAAUGGCAUGGUAAUUCCUAACUAUUCCUCCAGAGAUACCUAUGAGAAGAUGUUUGCUCUGGGUUGUACCAUGUACGGGCAGAUGACUGCAGGCAGCUAUUGCUACAUUGGGCCUCAGGGCAUCGUUCAUGGUACCAUGCUUACAAUGCUGAACGCAGGUCGUAGGUACCUCGGCACGAGUGAUCUGAGGGGUCGUGUGCUUGUGUCCUCUGGUUUAGGUGGCAUGAGUGGAGCCCAGGCAAAAGCUGCAGUCAUUGCUGGCUGUGUUGGGGUCAUUGCAGAGGUUGAUGAGGCUCCACUAAAAAAGAGACAUGAGCAAGGCUGGGUAAUGGAGGUCACCAAGGAUCUGGAUCAUUGCAUCCAGCGCAUCAGGGAGGCUAGAAGGUCCAAGAUGGCACUGAGUUUGGGAUACCAUGGUAAUAUUGUGGAUUUGUGGGAGCGACUGUGGCAGGAGUAUGAGCAGACUGGAGAAUUACUGGUGGAUCUGGGUUCUGAUCAGACUUCACUGCAUAACCCAUUUAGUGGUGGAUAUUACCCAGUACAGCUCAGCUUUAAACAAGCCAACCAGCUUAUGAACACUGACCCUGAACAGUUUAAAGCCACUGUACAUGAAAGUCUUUGUAGGCAUGUAUCAGCCAUCAAUAAACUAUCUGAGAAAGGAAUGUUCUUCUGGGAUUAUGGCAAUGCCUUCCUUCUGGAAGCUAAAAGAGCAGGGGCUGAAGUAGAAAAGAUAGGAGGGGGAGCCACAGAAUUUAAAUAUCCCUCAUAUGUCCAACAUAUAAUGGGUGAUAUUUUCUCUAUGGGUUUUGGACCCUUCCGCUGGGUCUGCACCUCUGGAAACCCUGCUGAUCUGGCACAGACUGAUAACAUCGCCACUGCUGUGCUUGAGCAGAUCAGUCCCAGAGUGACUGAGCGGGUUCGUCAACAGUAUAGUGACAAUAUUCGUUGGAUCCGUGAGGCUGGGAAACACAAAAUGGUUGUGGGUUCUCAGGCACGAAUUCUUUACUCAGACCAGAAGGGGAGAGUGUCCAUAGCUUUGGCCAUAAACCAAGCUGUCGCUGAUGGCAAAGUCACUGCUCCUGUGGUGAUCAGCAGAGAUCAUCAUGAUGUCAGUGGCACCGACAGUCCCUUUAGAGAGACUUCCAAUAUUUAUGAUGGGUCCGCCUUCUGUGCAGAUAUGGCUGUGCAGAACAUCAUUGGUGAUGCAUUCCGUGGUGCCACAUGGGUUGCUUUGCAUAAUGGAGGUGGUGUUGGAUGGGGUGAGGUAAUGAACGGAGGUUUUGGGCUGGUUUUGGAUGGUUCUGAGGAGGCUGGCAGGAGAGCCAGGACGAUGCUGAACUGGGAUGUUUCUAAUGGGGUGGCUCGGAGGUGUUGGUCUGGAAAUUCUAAUGCAUAUGAGACGAUUCAGCAGACCAUGGAGGAUCAGAAACAGCUGAGAGUUACCAUGCCUUAUCAUGUGCAAGAUGAACAGCUACUGGAUCAAGUACUGCAGGGAUAGAGCUACAACUACAGAGCUACAGAGUCACUACAUAUCACAGCAUAUACCAAGUAUAUUAAAAAUCUGGUUGUUUGAUAACUAGAUUUCACAUCACGAGAUCAAAUUUCGUAGACGUCUGCAUGCCACUGGACUGUUGCUGAAGACAAAUGUAAUUAAACAAAUAAUAUUUA
Messenger RNA from Trichomycterus rosablanca, 2290 nucleotides. RefSeq names its product urocanate hydratase 1 (gene uroc1). Gene Ontology annotation, molecular function: urocanate hydratase activity. The coding region runs from base 93 to 2120 and encodes 675 amino acids. Lineage: Eukaryota; Metazoa; Chordata; Actinopteri; Siluriformes; Trichomycteridae. The record is from RefSeq and is a predicted model, not a curated record. The transcript is spliced from 19 exons. Gene Ontology annotation, biological process: L-histidine catabolic process.